UUGUGCUUGUUCUUAAACUUGUUUCCUUAAUUUUAGGAAACUCUUUACGCAGAAUUCUUUAGAAACACGUAAUUCCUUAUAUAUAAAUCUGAUUCACAAUAUAUAUAUAUAUUACUCCAUAAAUAUAGUGAUAUGAUAACCCUAAUCAAUUCAUUCAGCCGUAUCAAAUAAUUCGACUUGUUUAUUUCUCUAAUAAUAAUAAUUUCAAUCUAUCUUCAAAUUUGUUCAGUAUAUUUUUUUGUUAGUGGAUUUGAAUAAUAAUUAACUGUGAAAGAUGACCGGAAUAAGUAACGGCGGUGACGCGGCGAAAGGUGAUUGGUCGUCGAUAGUAAAGGGAUUUAGUCGUCAAGAAAUCGAAGAGCUAUUGCUGUCUCAAAGGUUUUGUGAUCAUUGUGAUCUUGCUUUGCAUUCGCAUGUUCAAUCCAUCAUUCAUAGGAAACGAACAGAUAAAUCGUCGAAGUCAACCGAGGGUAAUCUAGAAUCUUCGGUCAAGAGUUUGUCAAUUGGAACUCCAGAUAAGAUUCGGUCAGGAAGUAACAAGUUCUCCCCAACAUCAGUUGACAAUAAACAAGUAAACUCGGCAAGUCGAUCAACACCUAGUAGACUGUUGGAAAACAGAUUGGCGGAAGGUGAAUUGAUGUCCGAGGAACAGAAGGAAAAGUUACAGUUUUCGAAAGUUGGAAGGAGAACCAACUUUACACAUAUUGAGAAGGUUAAUGGGAGGAAUGUGAAUGUCCUUCAAGGGCUUGAGCUACACACUCAAGUGUUCAGUCCUGAGGAGCAAAAGACGAUUGUUGAUUCCGUGUAUGAGUUUCAACGUAUGGGCCAAAGGGGACAGCUUAGAGAGCGAACAUAUACAGAACCUACAAAGUGGAUGCGAGGCAAAGGCCGUGUUACAAUUCAAUUCGGUUGUUGCUAUAAUUAUGCAGUGGAUAAAAAUGGGAACCCUCCGGGAAUAAUUAGAGACGAAGAAGUUGAUCCCCUGCCUCCAGUGUUCAUACAGAUGAUCAAAAGAAUGGUUAGGUGGCAUGUCUUGCCCCCAACUUGUGUCCCCAACAGCUGCAUAGUGAAUAUAUACGAUGAAGGGGAUUGCAUUCCACCACAUAUUGAUCACCAUGACUUUCUUAGACCAUUUUGCACCAUAUCAUUCUUGACCGAAUGCAACAUACUUUUUGGAUCAAACCUCAAGAUUGUUGGCCCUGGAGAAUUUUCAGGCCCUGUUUCAAUACCCUUACCUGUCGGAUCAGUGCUCGUAUUAAAGGGUAACGGCGCUGAUGUUGCCAAACAUUGUGUCCCAGCAGUCCCUGCCAAAAGGAUUUCUAUUACAUUCAGGAAAAUGGAUGAAAGUAAGAUUCCAUAUGAUUAUUCACCUGAUCCACAAUUACGGUUUAUAACUCCACUUGGAUCACCAUCACAACAAAAGCAGGCCGUAUCUAUACAAACAUCUCCUCCUGCUCAUGCUACUCCUCACCCUCUUACUGCUUCAAAGUCAAACAGUCCAUCAUUGUUUAAUGGAGAAAACGAUUUCCCACCUCUAGGAGCUGGAACUGCAAGCCAACAACGUGGUUCCAAGAAGAAUGUUUACAAGGCUUGAGGGUUCGGAAAACUGUCAUUUGUUUUGUUGUCUGUGCUCUAGAAAUUUAUUUUGCAAGCAAAAAAUAAGUGGCUAUUGAUGUGUUGUACCAUUCAACAAGUAUAUGUUGUUUAUUCUUUAUUUUUGGUAAAAAUUUCAAUUUCAAUUUUUAAUACAGUAACAUAUUUGAGAAGUUCA
Erigeron canadensis is the source of this 1771-nucleotide messenger RNA. Its product is annotated as RNA demethylase ALKBH9B-like. The record is from RefSeq and is a predicted model, not a curated record. The coding region runs from base 275 to 1594 and encodes 439 amino acids. NCBI's taxonomy places the organism in Eukaryota, Viridiplantae, Streptophyta, Magnoliopsida, Asterales, Asteraceae. Gene Ontology annotation, molecular function: mRNA binding; demethylase activity. The transcript is spliced from 6 exons. Gene Ontology annotation, biological process: mRNA catabolic process.